Onthophagus taurus is the source of this 2051-nucleotide messenger RNA. RefSeq names its product Leucine rich repeat protein windpipe (gene wdp). Lineage: Eukaryota; Metazoa; Arthropoda; Insecta; Coleoptera; Scarabaeidae. The record is from RefSeq and is a predicted model, not a curated record. Gene Ontology annotation, molecular function: protein binding.
GUCGGAUAGUACGGCAGUGUUCGAUGCCCCACUCUCGCUUUUUAAUUCUGACCGUACGGUUCUCUGCCGGUAGCCAGUCGAACGUGGGCCAUUCGCGUACGCGUAAACCCGCGGGCAUUUCGAAAAGAUAAUAAAGUUAAAAAGAAGGUAGAAAAAACGGGGCCGAUUACCUGUACUCAGUACCUCUGUCUUCACUAGACACCGGGCUUCUUAACAUCUGCUAAGACUGUUUAACCUCAACAUUAACCUGUACUGCCAAGAUCUACGUUAAAAGAUUUGUCGAAAUGUUGUCCGCGGUCAUCCUGCCGCUGCUUGUUGCCAUUGCCACCGCAGCGCCCGCUUCAGACGUCUGCCCAGAAGAUUGCAAAUGCCUCCCUAACGGAGUUAAAGAAAUCAAAGCUGCCUGCAUGUCCAUAGAUUUUUUGGAUAAACUCCUUCCAGCUCACAUCAAUCAAAUCACCGACUUAGAUUUAUCCGAACUCUCAUUAAAAGCAAUUCCCAUCAAACUUAAGAAGCUGAAACGUUUGAGAAAACUCGAUUUGACCGGCAAUCUUCUUUCUGACCUUCACGACUUCCCCAACCUUCCCAAACUGACUCAUCUCUCUUUGAGAUCCAAUAAUCUCCGAACACUUUCCGCCAAACGCCUUCCUCACUCUGUGAUUCAAUUAGACGUGUCCUACAAUCAUAUCACUCACGUCGAAGACUUGGAGAAGUUGAGUAAACUUGAAAAAAUCGAUUUAAACGAAAACAAGAUAAACUGCGACUGCAAAUUCCUCAAGAUCCGGGACACUCUUUCUAAACACAACGUCAAGUUAAUUUAUCCCACUAAGUGCUACUCUCCAAAGAACGUUCACGACAUUCCACUUUUACACGUUUAUUGCGUUAACAACGCCGUUUUAUUUGAUGAUUUCCUGCAAAAUGACGAACCUAAAGACGACAUCGAGGAAGAAUACGUAAAAUCAAACGUCGAGUCUGCCCCAGCAACCGAAGAUGAAGAUGGGAGCGGUUCUGGAGAGGAACCCAUGAUCUUUGAACCACCUUCGGGAGUACCUCAUUGCGUAUUUGAUUGUUCAACCCCUGCACCUCACGAACCAAAUCAAGCUAGAGGCAACGCCCCUGUUGAAGCACAACCCGAAGAAUCGCAGUCAACAGAUGUACAAUCAAAAGAAACACACUCAACAGAAUCGGAUUCAGGAGAGAAAAAAGAAGAAGAAAAUUCUCACGUUCCCAUUCACGAAGAAAUUCCUAAACAAGAAAUUGUUCCUGUUGGUGCUGGUAAUGCAGGUAGAAAAAUAUCUUCUGAUGUCGAACCAAAAGCUGAUAUAAAAGAAGGAGAAGUACAACCGGAACCAAAGAAAAGUAACACAACUUAUAUCGUUAUCGGUACCCUUUUGGUUGUGAUGUGUGCUUUGAUCGCGUACGCGGUAAUUAAGAGAAGAAGGAAGAGGAAUAGCAAUAAAGACGAAGAAGCGAACAAACGCCCACCGGUUGAAAUGAAGCCGUUGAUGAAACCCAAUGGAAACGAAGCUUCUCCAACAAUUCCAGAAAAAGUUCCUUUAAUGAACGGUCAAAAUGGUCAUACUGAAAAUGGAGAUACUGCUGCAAAAGUUGAAGAGGACGAACCAGUGGAAGUGAGGCCUUCGCUGGAAGAACCAGUAACUCCCGAUGCUACUAAAAGGGUGACCAUACAAGCUAAAGAAUAUCCAUCUCCAAAAAGUCCAGUUAUGAUACAACGUAAGCUUGAUGACGACGGCAGAGUCGUCGUAACGCCGUCCAGCCCGGAUAACUAACUUAUAGGUAUACAUACGCCUCAGUAUUUUAACCAUAAUGUAAUGUGAUAACGUUUUUUUUAACUUAUACGAUGCGGUUAUAGACUGUGAGGACCGUUCAUGCCAUAUUCAAUGGAUAUGCUUACGUUCGUGAUAAGUAUUGGAAGACGGGGAAUUCCUCGGUUUACCGUUCGUUUAUUGACUAGAAUUUUAAGAAAAACAUAAAACGAAAUAAUGAUAAAAUCUUAUUUUUUUAAGUGUUACAUUUGCGAUUUCUUUUAA